Messenger RNA from Pseudophryne corroboree (corroboree frog), 2376 nucleotides. It is a transcript of the gene ZRSR2, whose product is annotated as zinc finger CCCH-type, RNA binding motif and serine/arginine rich 2. Gene Ontology annotation, molecular function: pre-mRNA 3'-splice site binding; metal ion binding. The transcript has 12 exons. The coding region runs from base 144 to 2021 and encodes 625 amino acids. Gene Ontology annotation, cellular component: U2AF complex; spliceosomal complex. Lineage: Eukaryota; Metazoa; Chordata; Amphibia; Anura; Myobatrachidae. The record is from RefSeq and is a predicted model, not a curated record. Gene Ontology annotation, biological process: mRNA splicing, via spliceosome.
UCCAUCACAACAGUGGUCACGAUACGGGUUCUCCUCUUCACCAAACAAUCCCUUCUUACGCAUGCGCAUUAUGUUGUGAGUGACGCUAGGCUUCCGUAGUACCUCAGUUGUACGUCAGUUCCGUACGGCGAAAAGAAACUAAGAUGGCGGCCUCCGUGUUAGGGAGCCCGGCAUCGGUGCAUCUGAACCACAAGAAGAUCAGGGCAUUGUUAAAGAAAGAAAAACGAAAAAAGAAGAGACAAGCUCUUGCAAAACUAAGAGAUCCAGAAGAAAACAAAGAGGAGCCUUUGGAGGAGGAUGAGGAGGAAGAUGAAAUGCAGAAUGAGAUUGAAAGACAGAGGCUCCAUGAAGAAUGGCUGCUCCGGGAACAGAAAGCUCAUGAAGAAUUCCAACUUAAAAAGCAAAAAGAGGAAGCAGCCAGAAGACAUGAGGAAGAGGAGAGAAAAAUGAUAGAAGAAUGGAGACAGCAGGAAAUGAAGGAAAGAGCAGAGGAGCCGGAAGAAGUGAAGAAGAGAGAAAGAGAGGAAGCCGUGCAGAAGAUGCUGGAUGAAGCAGAGAGUCAGCUUGAAAAUGGUGGUAAUUGGCACAAUCCAGAGGCACCUGAAGGAUAUGGUACAGAAAAGGAUCGAGCUAAUUGCCCUUUCUAUCUGAAAACUGGUGCCUGUCGGUUUGGUGAGAGGUGUUCCCGUAAGCACUGCUACCCUUCCUCCAGUCAGACGCUGCUCAUCCGUGCUAUGUUUGUCACGUUUGGGAUGGAGCAAUGUAGAAGGGACGAUUAUGACACAGAUGCCAGCCUGGAAUACGGAGAAGAAGAAAUUUACCAGCAGUUUUUAGAAUUUUAUGCUGAUGUUGUACCCGAAUUUAAGAGUGUGGGCAAGGUCAUCCAAUUCAAGGUUAGCUGCAAUUUUGAACCUCAUUUAAGAGGAAAUGUGUAUGUCCAGUACCAGACGGAAGAAGAAUGCUUGCAGGCCUUUUCCCAGUUCAACGGGCGGUGGUACGCAGCGCGCCAGCUUCAGUGUGAAUUCUCGCCAGUCACCAAGUGGAAGUUGGCUAUAUGUGGGUUAUUUGAAAGGCAAAAAUGUCCUCGAGGAAAACAUUGCAAUUUCUUGCAUGUCUUCAGGAACCCAAAUAAUGAAUUCUGGGAAGCCAGCAGAGACAUUAACAUGUCACCAGACAGAAGUAACUUCUCUGAGAGAAGGGAUCGGACAGGAAGAUAUGAUGAUCAUUGGAUCUCCAGGAGAUACCGCAGCCCUAGCCUAGACUCCAAAAGAAACGGUAAUUCCAGCAGAAAAAAAAUCAGCCGACACAAAAGCAAGAAGAAGCACCACUCGCAUAGAUCAAGAAGCAGAGAAAGGAGAUCACGCAGCAGGGGCAGAAAGAAACACAAGCACAAAAACCAUAGCCGUAAUUCAAGAUCAGAAAGCCACAGCCGAAAUAGCAGAAGUCGUUCUAGAUCCAGGAGUCAAGGCAAAAAGAGCAGAAGUCGUUCUAGAUCCAGAAGCCGAGGCAAAAAGAGCAGAAGUCCAUCUAGAUCCAGAAGCCGAGGCAAGAAGAGCAGAAGUCGUUCUAGAUCCAGAAGCCGAGGCAAAAAGAGCAGAAGUCGUUCUAGAUCCAGAAGCCGAGGCAAAAAGAGCAGAAGUCGUUCUAAAUCCAGAAGCCGAGGCAAAAAGAGCAGAAGUCGUUCUAGAUCCAGAAGCCGAGGCAAAAAGAGCAGAAGUCCAUCUAGAUCCAGAAGCCGAGGCAAAAAGAGCAGAAGUCCAUCUAGAUCCAGAACUAAGCCAAAAAUAGCAAAACUCAUUGUAGAUCUAGAAGCCGUUGCAAAAAAAGCAGAAGCCGCUCUAUAUCAAAAAGACAUGGCGAAAAGGGCAGAAGUCAUUCUAAAUCCAGAAGCCAUGGCAAACAGAGUAGAAGUCGUUCAAAAUCCAGAAGCCGUGGUACAAAGAGCAGAAGUCGUUCAAAAUCCAGAAGCCGUGGUACAAAGAGCAGAAGUCUUUCUCGAUCUCGUGGCAGAAGACGGUUAAAAAGCAGAGAGAAGCUCUAAUGUGCGUGAACAUAAUUGUAUCAAGGAUAUUCUGGCCGGAUAUUCUGGCUACAGGUAGACUCAGCAGAUGCAUGGCAUGUCCGGUAUCCAUCUAUAGAUACAAUGUAUCCUCCUUAAUGGAUUGUUGGACAGUUACCAUUCUCAGAGCUGAGCUCACCAGUGUGAUGAUGACAUGCUGGUUUCUUCAUUGUUUCAGUUCAGUUCUCUCAAAUAAAAGUACCAGAAGUAUCUGUUCAUGUGUUUAUCAGACUUUUGCACACACAAGUUGUGAUAUCUUUGUACAUUUUCUUUUUAGCAAAGUGUAAAUAUUUUUAAAUAAAACUUAUUUGAAAUUA